This is a messenger RNA of Pichia membranifaciens NRRL Y-2026, 1914 nucleotides long. RefSeq lists its product as hypothetical. The coding region runs from base 1 to 1914 and encodes 637 amino acids. NCBI's taxonomy places the organism in Eukaryota, Fungi, Ascomycota, Pichiomycetes, Pichiales, Pichiaceae. The record is from RefSeq and is a predicted model, not a curated record. The transcript has 3 exons. Gene Ontology annotation, molecular function: protein binding. Gene Ontology annotation, biological process: cell division.
AUGUUUGCCAAAGCCUGCAAAGAGCUACAACGUGAAAAUGAGGGAAUACGAGCCCUACUACGAACCAUGAACCUGUGGGAAUCAAGAGUGGACGGUUUGAACAAGAAAAGCAAUAGCAAUAUCAUUAUAAAUGGAAAUAAUUAUUUGAUUCCAGAUUCUGUUGCAUGCUAUAUGCUUUUGGCUAAGCUAUAUUGUGCGGUUGGUGAUAUCCCUAGGGCAAGCAUGCAUUAUUCACAAAUCUUAAAGUUAAAUCCUUUCAUUUUCGAAGCCUUUGAAGAAUUAGCUCGUCUUGGUGUGCAUGUGAGAGUUGAUGCAAUUUACAAAAAUAAGGAUUACUCUCCCUCGGGCACUUUAUUUCACUCGGAUUAUGGAACACGUUUGGAUGAACCAAUAUUAGAAGCGGAAAUGGAGCAAGAUCUAGAUCUCAACGAUGAUACAGAACUCAGUGAAGUUGGUGCCAACGAAGAACCAAGUGAAAAAUAUGAUGAUGGGCACACUGGCACUAGACGAGGCAAACUGUUUCCAUCAGGAGAAUAUGCAGAUAAGUCAAGGGAACGUGGAAGCAAAAAUAUCAUUUUUAAGACUCCCAAAGGCAAACCCAAACCCUCGAGUAUACCCACCAGUAGUCCAGAGUCAACAUUUAUCACUCCUGUUACCAAGAGCUAUAGUAAAGUACAGGCAUACAAUAAGUCAAUACCAAGUAAAAGCUUACCAGGUGCAAAAAGUUCAAGCUCUACUUUAAAUAGUUCAAUACCUCGGAAGGGUCCUUCAAUUACCUCAAGAUUGCUUCAUAAUCCAACUAGUAGUGAUGAUGACAUCAAUUUCCUUAAAAAAGAUACCACUGCUGGCUCCAAAAGGGAUAUGCUUAGCGCGUUUGGUAUAGUCAAUGGAAACAAUGAUCAUGAUGUGAUGAGAAAUUUGAGCAAUGAAUAUUUAUUAUCAGUCUAUUAUAAGCUUGCUAAGGGAUACUUGGCAUCAACCACGUAUGACUGCUUCAAAGCUAUAAGAAUUUUCGAUUCACUACCGGAAAAUGAACGAAAUACGCCAUGGGUUCUAUCGAAAUUAGGCCGGCUGCAUUUUGAGAUUGUCAAUUACGAAGAAGCAGAAAACUAUUUUGAAAAACUUCGUAAAAUAGAUAGAACCAGACUGGAUGAUAUGGAGUAUUACUCUACACUGUUAUGGCAUUUACAUAAAGAAGUCGAGUUGAGUUAUUUGGCUCAUGAGCUCUUUGAAGUUGAUCCUAAUUCUGCAAUCUCAUGGAUAAGCAUAGGUAAUCUUUUCAGUUUUAGAAAAGAGCCUGAAGAUGCUGUAAGGUGUUUCAGCAAAGCCAUCGAAUGUCAAUCUACAUGUGCAUACGCUUAUACAUUGCAAGGCCAUGAAUAUCUUGCUACAGAUGCGUUUGAAAAUGCUCUGAGCAGUUUCAGACAUGCAAUAGUACUGGACAAAAGGCAUUAUAAUGCAUUUUAUGGUAUAGGUAUGGUAUACCUGAAACUUGGAGAUUUUCGAAAAGCGGAGUUUCAUUUUCGAAAAGCAGUUGAGAUCAACCCUGUCAAUGUGAUUUUGAUUUGUUGCGUAGGCAUGGUUCUGGAAAAGUUGGGGAGGAAAGAAGAGAGUUUGAAACAGUACGAGUUUGCCACCAAACUGCAGCCGUUAUCGAUGUUGGCACUAUUCAAAAAGGCUCAGGUACUAUUCAGUCUGAAGCAAUACGAUGACGCUUUGAAAGAUUUUGAAAAGCUCGAGAACCUGGCGCCUGAUGAAGCCAGUGUCCAUUUCCUUCUAGGAAAAUUAUACAAGCAUUACGGUCGCAAGCAUGAAGCUAUCAAACAAUUUACUAUCGCAUUGAAUUUGGAUCCUAAAGGCUCGCAUUUGAUUAAAGAAGCCAUGGAAAACUUGAAUGACGAUAUGGUUGAAUGA